Microthlaspi erraticum is the source of this 1245-nucleotide messenger RNA. NCBI's taxonomy places the organism in Eukaryota, Viridiplantae, Streptophyta, Magnoliopsida, Brassicales, Brassicaceae. The record is from the annotation of a GenBank genome assembly.
AUGGACCACAGAUUGUUUGAUGCAGCUAAGGGAGACAUAUCAGCACUUGAGUUGCUCUUUCAGGAAGAUCCUCUGCUUCUCGACCGUCUCUCUCAGUCGUCUCUUGAGAAUCCUCUCCAUGUCGCAGCCUUCUCCGGACAAGCCGACUUCACGGCGAAAAUCUUGAGUCUCAAGCCAGGUUUAGCCCUGGAGGAGAACCAACGAGGGUUUAGCCCUCUCCACAUUGCUUCAGCCUCAGGAGAACUAGAAGUUGUGAGAGAACUCUUGAAAGUUUGGAAUCAUGAUGUGAUCUGCUUGUUGAAGGAUAGAGAGGAUUUUAUUCCUCUUCAUUACGCUGCACAGAGAGGAAGAAUGGAUGUCAUGAAAGAGCUUGUUUCGUCUUUCCCUGACUCACUCAUGGAAGUAACGGCUUCUCUUGAGACCCCUCUUCAUGUUGCGGUUAAGAACAAUCAAGUGGAAGCCACAAGGCUGUUGCUGGAAGAGAUCAAGACUCGUAAGAUGGCGCAUGCGCAGGGGAUCCUUAACCAAGAAAACCGAGAAGGCAAUACAGUCUUGCAUCUUGCAACACUUGGGAAACAGCUUCAGGCAAGGUUGUUCAAAUCUUUCAGACAGCUGAAGCAAAGAACGCAAGAGACAAACGCAGAAACCCUAAAACCAAUUCGACCUAGUAAACUCCCUUGUCGUAUGAUACGGAAUUUUCUACACUACGAGAUCUCUAACUCCACUCUUGAACAACGCGAGACACUAAUGAUCGUUGCAGCACUCAUAGCAACACUUACGUUCACUGGAAUCCUCCAGCCUCCAGGAGCUUUCAAGAGUGAAGACGCUAGUGGUGGUGGUUCUGGUCCACAGAACAACAACACAACAAGCACGACAGGACUUUCACGAAUCAUAGACAACGUUUUCGGUCCGAGGAACAGCACAGCAGGACAAGCAGUCAUGGCGAGCAGAACAAUUUACUUCACUCUCUACGCUUCUUUCAACGCGAUUGGGUUCUUGGUUUCGGUUGCUAUGAUCUCUCUGCUCACUAAAGGGUUCCCUCUGAGAAAUUGGAUGAGGCUUUGCAUUAUCUCGAUUGUGGCUACUUAUUUGAUUGCAAUCGUCUAUAUAGCACCAGAUGAGGAUGUGUUUUGGGUGGUGGUUUUAGGAGUCUCGUCGAUCUUGGUUCUUCGUGAGCUUUAUCUCUUCUUCAAAUCGUUGAUCAAAGGGUUUUCGACUGCAAAGAGUCUCUAUUUCUCUUCUUAG